Messenger RNA from Pseudozyma hubeiensis SY62, 759 nucleotides. RefSeq lists its product as hypothetical. Bases 1 to 759 code for a protein of 252 amino acids. The transcript has a single exon. The record is from RefSeq and is a predicted model, not a curated record. NCBI's taxonomy places the organism in Eukaryota, Fungi, Basidiomycota, Ustilaginomycetes, Ustilaginales, Ustilaginaceae.
AUGCCGGCCGUUCGCACAGUACCACGCGAUGUGUUGAUACGCGUUCCAAAGGUGGAACCGUACUCGAACAGUUACGUUUCUCCUGCAGCGAGAGCCAAGGAGGAAGCAAAGAAGAUCGCUGCUGCUGCUGUACCUGUGACAAGUGCUGAUGGAUCAGUGACCGUCGACGCGAGUGCACCUGUCGCCGCAACUGCAGAUUCGACCAACCCGCUAGCAGCUCCCACUGCUGCAACCACAGCAGACGCUGCUUCAUCUACAGCUGAAACAACGACCAACACCGCCGACGCAGAUGGUCAAGAUCGAAAUCAACGAGGCAACUCACCCACACUACCAUUCCUCUCGCUCGAACGACCAGAAGAACAAACCGUCGAUCUGUCCAAAGCAGCCACCUCGUCCGCGGGUUGGAACAGCCUGCUCGUAUGGGCACGUCGUCAGAGAGGUGCUCAGUGGGACGCAUCCACCGCGCUCUGGCAAGUCGACAAGUACAGCAGAGAGUACUACAGCUUUUGUCAGGAUCCAGCCACCACAGAUCGAUCCAAACAGCCCGGUGGCGACGACGGCGGUGUAACGGAACAGAAGGACAGCAAGCCACUGCCGGGGUCGGAUGCCGUGGCAGCAGCAGAGGUGGAGGACGAUGAUGAUAAAGGUCCCACUGCGAGAAGUUCCUCGCGUGGCAAGGUGCAGGAGAGCGCAGCUGGCGGUGGGGCAGUUUCAACACCGGUCUCUUCUGGCCGCUCGAUCAGGUUGCUCAGACGGUGA